AGUUAAACUGUCUGAGAUGGAGUUUUCUCUGUUCAACACACAUCUACACUGGCUACUGUUUUUUCUUGCCUCAAGAGGAUGGGUGUCUGAUGCACAAACUUGCAAUACUUCAGCUUUUGCUGAUUCAUAUCGGCAACUUUUUGAGUAUCUUGACCUGGGAAAAAAUGACACUAUGACAACGUACAUGCGGCCUAUGUCACCGGGGAAAACCUACACCCCUGUUUUUGUGGACUUGUAUGUAAACUCCAUCAUAGAAGUGUAUGAAAAAGAGCAGAGCCUCUCAACACAGGUCAAAAUGAUAACACUUUGGGAAAGCGUGAAGUGGAAUCAAACUCUAUUUUGUCAAAUUCAAACAAUUGCAGCUGGCAAGAAUUCAUUUUGGGGACCAGACCUUGUUAUAGCAGAGAGCAUCAACACUGACUUUGGAGGAAAGCAGUCUCUAAAUGUGCAGAUGAUCUAUUUUGGCUAUACACUUUUGUCUGAGAUCUUUUCUCUGAACACCGCCUGUAAGCUGGACCUCUACAGGUUCCCCUUUGACACCCAGAUCUGCAAUAUAACACUUCAGUCUACGGCAUAUUCAAAUGUAGAUCUGAAAAUAUUCAUGUUGCAUGAUACAGGCAUUCUUACGAAUUCUUCCAAGCAAUCCUUUCAGUCCCAGGGGGAAUGGGAGCUCCUCAAUAUAAGUACAAUCAAAUCUAAAAUCAGCCAUUGGUAUAGCUACACAGAUCAGCUGAUAUAUCAGAUCACCAUCAGAAGAAGACCUCUACUGCAUGUCAUCAACGUUAUGCUACCAGUGUUUUCCUUCCUUGUGCUGGAUGUGACCUCCUUCUUCAUCGACGCAGACGGAGCAGACAAGCUGAGCUUUAAAGUGACUUUACUUCUGGCUAUUUCUGUGCUACUGCUGAUUCUUAAUGACACCCUGCCUUCUACAACUGAUAAAGUUCCUCUGAUUGGGAUUUACUGCAGUGUCAUUUUCAGUUUCAUUGGUAUCAGUAUACUGGAGACCAUCUUUGUGAAUUUUCUGAAGGCUAGAGGAGCUGACAGGAGAUCGUCUGCAUCAGCUGCUGUUGCUGAACAAGAUGAUGGUGUCAGUGGUGCUCAGGUCAAUCAAGACGGAAAUCAGAACAGACAGUGUGAGACUUCACUGUGCUGGAUAAGAUUGGCAAGAAUCACAGACAUGCUAUUCUUGAUUCUCUACAUAACCUCCAUUGUUGUGUUUCUGACUAUGAUUGGGAGAGUUUGGUAUGUACUCUGAUCUCACAUUAAUGAAAUGGCAAAAAAAGGAAAUUUAUGAGCCACCGUGUAGGAUUUAAAUCAAUCUUUGCUUAUCCACACACAUGAAACACGUGCAUGAUUUGAUUUUUAAUGUUAACGGUGACCUCAGAUGCCCAUUUUACAAGGUAAUAUUACACUUUGGGGUCUUAAAUUUAAUUAAGUCUAUAAUUUAUCUCAUUGAUACUGUAGAUAAA
This is a messenger RNA of Danio aesculapii, 1469 nucleotides long. RefSeq names its product 5-hydroxytryptamine receptor 3A. Gene Ontology annotation, cellular component: membrane; synapse; neuron projection. Gene Ontology annotation, molecular function: transmembrane signaling receptor activity; extracellular ligand-gated monoatomic ion channel activity; neurotransmitter receptor activity. Lineage: Eukaryota; Metazoa; Chordata; Actinopteri; Cypriniformes; Danionidae. The transcript is spliced from 9 exons. Gene Ontology annotation, biological process: chemical synaptic transmission; nervous system process; monoatomic ion transmembrane transport. The record is from RefSeq and is a predicted model, not a curated record. Bases 17 to 1255 code for a protein of 412 amino acids.